This is a messenger RNA of Sphenostylis stenocarpa, 1359 nucleotides long. The record is from the annotation of a GenBank genome assembly. NCBI's taxonomy places the organism in Eukaryota, Viridiplantae, Streptophyta, Magnoliopsida, Fabales, Fabaceae.
AUGGUGGUAGCUGUGACAGUUAGCGUGAACUUCAGCAACAAGGGAGAAAUCGAGGAUGAAAAGGAAGCAUCAAAAUCUCACGUAGCUUCCUCGAUGAAAGCGGUGAAAACCCUUUGCGCACCCACCGAAUACCAGAAAGAAUGCGAAGACAGUCUGAAUGCCAACGCCGGCAACGUCACAGACCCCAGGGAACUAAUAAAAAUCGUCUUUAACGUCACCUUUAGUAGAAUCAGCGACGGACUUGGAAAAACGCAGCUCAUGCAGGAAGCCGAGAGCGACCCCAGAACCAAAGAGGCCCUCGACACAUGUAAACAACUCAUGAACCUCUCCAUCGAGGAGUUCAAGCGCUCCAUCGACAGGUUCAACAAGUUCGACCUUAACAGCCUUGACCGCAUCCUCACCAGACUCAGGGUGUGGCUCAGUGGCGCCGUCACGUACCAGGAAACGUGCCUUGAUGCGUUCGAGAACACCACAACCGACGCUAGCAAGAAGAUGCAGGGACUCUUGCAAACCUCCAUGCACAUGACCAACAACGGCCUCUCUAUCAUCAACGACCUGGCGAAAACUCUACGAGAUACGCGGCAACAAGCCUGGGCGCCGCCUCCUGAACUCUACCGAUGCGGCAAUUUCACCAACAUCAACGAUGCUUUGAAGUCCGUGCCCAAGAAAAAUCUAAGGCCCUAUAUUAUCUACAUCAAGGAGGGUCUUUACAACGAGUACGUCGAAGUUGUCAGAAAUAUGACCCAUGUCGUCAUGAUAGGCGAUGGUGGUAAAAAGACAAGAAUCACGGGCAGCAAAAACUUCGUCGACGGAGUUGGUACCUUCAGAACCGCCAGCGCUGCUAUUCUUGGAGAUUUCUUUGUUGGCAUAGGUAUCGGAUUUGAGAACACUGCCGGCCCUGAAAAACAUCAGGCAGUUGCAUUGAGGGUUCAAUCCGACAGGUCCAUCUUCUACAAGUGCCGAAUGGAUGGGUAUCAAGACACUCUCUACGCCCGCACCAUGCGCCAAUUCUACCGCGACUGUGUCAUUUCUGGCACCAUCGACUUUGUCUUCGGUGACGCAGUGGCUGAUCUCCAGAACUGCACAUUCGUGGUCCGAAAACCCUUGACAAACCAGCAAUGCAUUGUGACCGCACAAGGCAGAAAGGAGGUUAACCAGCCAUCCGGUCUAGUCAUCCAUGGAGGGUCCAUUGUGUCAGACGUCAAGUACUACCCAUAUAGGUUCGACAACAAGGCCUACUUGGCUCGUCCAUGGAAGAAUUUCUCAAGGACCAUCUUCAUGGGCUCUUACAUUGGUGACUUGAUCACACCCGAUGGCUACAUGCUAUGGCAAACAUUGGAUGGCUUUUCAAGAAUAUGA